AUGGACUCACCAAUCGUCAAAGCCUCCCUGCAGGCAGCCCUCCUCAGCGGCAUCUCCAACAUCCUCGCACAAGCCAUCACAGUCUACCGCUCAAACCCCCACCUCCAAACAACCACCCAAGCCCCAACCCUUCUCCAAACCUUCCUCUCCUCCUUCAACCCCACCGCCCUCUUCCACUUCGCCCUCUUUUCCCUCCUAGCCUGUCCACCAAACUACCUCUGGCAGAGCUGGCUCGAAGGACAAUUCCCGGGAUACGCGACGAAGCUCUCUCAGCUGGAGAAAGAAGCACUGGUCGACAGCGCAGUGAGUGGAAGGAGCACAGCCACAGACAACAAAAGCAAUGGCAAUAUCACGAACCGCUCCAAUGGCGCUAUGACGGAGAAGAAUACCCCGAGAACAGUGUCAGGCCAACAAGAGAAAGCAAAGCGCUCCUUAAACCUCCGCAAUACAGCCAUCAAAUUCUCCCUCGAUCAGACGAUCGGCGCGGCAGCCAACACUGUCCUCUUCAUUUCCGGCAUCGCCCUACUCCGCGGGCACACUGUCGCCUCCAUCCAGGCAGAUGUACAACAGCAUUUCUGGCCUAUGAUUUUCGCAGGACAAAAGCUGUGGCCGUUGGUGAGUAUUCUGCAAUUUACCGUGGUACCUUUCGAGUGGAGGACGCUGGUCGGUAGUUUCGUCGGGUUGCUUUGGGGUGUGUAUUUGAGUUUGAUUAGUGGAGGGAGCAAGUGA
Messenger RNA from Recurvomyces mirabilis, 729 nucleotides. RefSeq lists its product as uncharacterized. Gene Ontology annotation, cellular component: cytoplasm; membrane. The transcript is spliced from 2 exons. Bases 1 to 729 code for a protein of 242 amino acids. The record is from RefSeq and is a predicted model, not a curated record. Lineage: Eukaryota; Fungi; Ascomycota; Dothideomycetes; Mycosphaerellales; Teratosphaeriaceae.